This is a messenger RNA of Closterium sp. Yama58-4, 4593 nucleotides long. Lineage: Eukaryota; Viridiplantae; Streptophyta; Zygnematophyceae; Desmidiales; Closteriaceae. The record is from the annotation of a GenBank genome assembly.
AUGAACGCGUUUAACGACGCCAUUCUGUUUGAGAAGCUAUCGAAGCUGAAUGCUUCGCAGCAGAGCAUUGAGACGCUCUCCCAUUGGUGCAUUUUCCACCGGAAGCGCGCCGACCAGGUGGUGCAGACAUGGCAGAAGCACUUCGCGAGCGCGUCGCAGGAUCGCAAGUUACCACUGCUGUACCUCGCGAACGACAUUCUGCAGAACAGCCGCAAGAAGGGCCCCGAGUUCAUCCAGGAGUUCUGGCAGGUGCUGCCCUCCGCGCUCCAGGACCUCGUGCGCGUCGGCCCCGACAGCACGCGAAAGUCAACCCUCCGCAUCGUGGACAUAUGGGAGGAGCGCAAGGUGUUUGGGCAGCGCGACGAGCCGCUGAGGAAGCUGCUGCUGGGAGAUCUCGCCACCGCGCCGCCCGCCACGUCAGCCGCUCAGGCGGACGAGCAUCCAGCCGCGGCAGCGGCUUCCACAGCUAAGGUGCGCGGGCCGCUGGAGCGCAUAUCAUCGGUGUACGGGGCAGUGCAGGAUGCGAGCAAGGAUGAGGACACGGCAGUGCGGCGGUGCAGUGCCAUCAUCAACGAGCUGCAGACCAUUGAGAAGGAACUCAACGCGCUCAAGUCACCUGCCAAUGCAUCAGAGGCGGACGAACGUGCAGUGGUGCUCGACAGGCUGGACACGAAGCGGCACGUGCUGCAGCAGUGCUGCGACCAGAUGGCGGCGUGUGAGAGGAAGCGAGCGCUGCUGGUGAAGCUGCUCACAGACGCGCUCAGGACGCAGGAGAGCAAGCUGGAGCGCCUGAGGUCGCAGGUGGAGAUCGCGCGCACGCAGAUUCUCUGUUGUCUUCCGCAAUUCCCGCUCGUUUCGUUCCCGAUUCCCCUCAUGCUUUGCUCCGCCGCCGCUGUCGCUGACCUCGCCAUUUGCAGACGAUCGUUGUGUGACGGUAGAAGGUCGUGCGACAGUAGAAGGUCGUGCGACAGUAGCCGUCAUCCGUGCGACAGUAGCCGUCAUCCGUGCGACAGAGGUUCAGGCGUCGUCGCGCGCUGUUUCAUCCGCCCCCCUCCGUCGUCGGCGCGACCACCCGCGCUCGCUGCGCCGUUUCCUUCCGAACCACCUUGCCCCGCGCCUCGACUUCCCCACAGCCGCGCCCGCGCGUGCCGCGCAUUGCGCUUCCCCCGCGCUGCCAUGCCAGCAACCCGCGCGGGAGCUUCUGCUGGGAACGGCGGGGAGAGCGCAAGCGCGGCGAGACCGCAGAUUGACGGUUCCAGUGGUGUGGCGGCGGCCGCAGGCAGUGGUGACGGUGGCGGCGGCGGCGGCAUUGGUGGCGGCUCGAGCGAGUGGCUGGGAUCUGUUUGGAGCGCGCAGGAGAUCGCUGACGUGGCGGGCGGCGUCGUCAUCAGAGACGGCCCGUCCGGGCGCGUCUGCACUGACACGCGCCAGCUGGCGCCCGGCGAUUGGUUCCUGGCUCUGCGAGGGCCGCGAUUCGACGGCGCGGAUUUCCUGGAAGAGGCGGCGCGGAGGGGGUGCGGGGGGGCGGUUGUUAUGGCGGACGGACGGGGGGAAAGGGGGGAAGCGAAGAAUGGGGAAAAUGCGCUGGAGGGGGGCGGCAGAACGGAGAGCGGGAAUGGGGAAGAGGGGGGAAGCGCGGAAGAGGGGGGAUGCGCGGAAGAGGGGGGAUCCGCGGAAGAAGGGGGAUCCGCGGAAGAGGGGGGAUCCGCGGAAGAGGGGGGAUCCGCGGAAGUGGGUUCAAGAGAAGUAAAGGGAGCAACGGAACCAAACGUGCCUCCGAACCUGCUGCCAGAGGGGUGGCAGGGAGGGUUUGUGGUGGUGCCAGACACGCUCGGCGCUCUGCAAGGCUUGGCGAGGGAGGCUCGGCGGAGGUUCGGCGGCGUGGUGGUGGGGGUGACGGGCAGCGUGGGGAAGACCACGGCGCGGGCUUUAACUGCCCUCGCGCUCUCGCCCCUGGGGGCCGUGCACCAGACCCAGGGAAAUCUAAACAACCACAUCGGAGUGCCGCUGACUCUCCUAGACACCCUCAUACCGCACGCUUCUCCCUCUUCCUCAUACCGCAACGCUUCUCCCUCUUCCUCUCCCCUUCUCCCUCUUCCUCUCCCCUUCUCCCUCUUCCUCUCCCCUUCUCCCUCUUCCUCUCCCCUUCUCCCUCUUCCUCUCCCCUUCUCCCUCUUCCUCUCCCCUUCUCCCUCUUCCUCUCCCCUUCUCCCUCUUCCUCUCCCCUUCUCCCUCUUCCGCUCCCCUUCUCCCUCUUCCGCUCCCCUUCUCCCUCUUCCGCUCCCCUUCUCCCUCUUCCGCUCCCCUUCUCCCUCUUCCGCUCCCCUUCUCCCAUCGACCCUCUCCUCCAUUCCCCUUCAUAACCCCCCCACCCCCCUUCCCCCCCUCAUACUAGCUCUCCCCCAGUCCGCAACAGCAUGUGUGGUGGAAAAGGCGAGAUCGCCCCCUACCCCCCCUCCCCUCAUGGUGGAAAUGGGAAUGAGUGCAGAAGGCGACAUCGCCCUCACCUCUGCAAUCGCUGCUCCCGCCAUUUGCGUGCUUCUCAACGUCGGCCCUGCUCACAUUGGCGAUCAGCACACGGGCACUCCUAAUUCGCGCGGCGAGAUCGCCCUCCUCUCCGCCAUCGCCUCCCCCUCCAUCCGCGUGCUUCUCAACGUUGGCCCCGCGCACAUCGGCGACCCCUCGUUGGGGUCACUGGAGGCCAUAGCAGAGGCCAAGGGGGAGCUGCUGGCUGAUGCGAGGGCGGGUGAUAUAUGUGUGGUGAAUGGGGACGACAGUCUUGUCAUGGGGUUGCCAAUCAGGAAAGGAGUCAGAAGGAUCACAUUUGGCCGCUCACCCGGCUGCGACGUGCAGCUGCUGUGGGCGCGCGCAGUGGAUGGCGGCAUGGCUGUGGAAGCCUCCAUUCGCAACAACCUGGCACGCACAGGGGGAGCCGCAGCAGAAGCAGCAGCAGGAGGACGCGAAUCGCAGUGUAGCAAAGAGGAGAGUACUGAUCCAAGCAGCAGUGCGCUGAGUGCCGGAGCCAGGGCCGUGCGUUUGAAUUCCGAUGGAGACAUUGAGGACACAAGGGGUGUGCAUGGGGAGGGUAGUAACCUCGACAACAAUGUGGUGCGAGUGCGAAUCAACAGCCCCGGGCUGCAUCUGGCCGACAACGCUCUUGCUGCAGCAGCCGUGGCGGUGGCGGCAGGCGUGCCGCUGCCAAUGGCGGCGCGACACAUGGCGCGAUACGAGCCCAUCGGGAUGAGGAUGCGGGUCGAACGGAUACGGAGGGGGGGAGGGGAGGGAGAGUAUGAAGAGAGGAUCGAAGCGAAGGGAGAGGGACAUGAGGGAAAUGGUGUGACUGUACUGAAUGAUGCUUAUAACGCCAAUCCAAUCAGUGUUGCUUCGGCUCUUCACCUUCUGCAUCAGCUUUCGCUGGAAUCAACUGCCUCCUCCGCCACCUGCUCUUCCUCCGCCACCGCCGCCUCCUCUCCACCAGUCUCAGGCCGCCACGUGGCAGUGCUGGGCGAUAUGCUGGAGCUGGGCAGCCAAUCAGAGAGCGCACACGUGGACGCUCUCUCUCUCUGCCUCUCCCUUUCGGGAAUCUCUCUCGUCCUGACAGCUGGCACUGCCUUCAAGUCCGCUCUGUGGAAAAUGGUGGGGGAGAGGGCGAAGGGAGGUGCUGGGGAGGGAGUGAGGGUCGCUGGUGAGGAUGAUGGGGAGGAGAGCUACGUAAAUGAAGGUGAUGUGGAGAUCGGGGAGGGGAAAGGUGGCUGUCUGCUCUGCUUUUUCGGAGAAGGUGCGGGGAGGCGCUUGGAGGUGCAUGCGUUUGAUUCAGCGCAAGACCUUGCAGACGCUGUUACGUUAUCUGGCCGCGUUGCAGAGUCUAUUGUUGAAGCACCUAAAGAAACGAUGGACAUGGGUUUGAUACGGUUGGGAGAUGUAGUGUUGGUGAAGGGGAGCCGAGGAAUGCCUCCGCUCAACCUCUCUUCAUCCGUUAAAUAUCUCCGAAGCAUGGCGCUCGCCGCAUCCAAUGGCGUGGCAUUUGGACUGAUGGCUCCAGAAGCGGGUAGAAUCUCGACAACCGGUUUCUCUGAGGCCAAGUCAGUUGCCUUUCUCGCUCCUCAGCGCACAUCUCUCUCUAGCAAGCCCCUCACCGCCUCUUCCCCGCGCCAACGCCUUCCGCAAAGGCCCGCGCGGCCAGUAGCCGCGGUCGCGGCGGAAACCGCCUCCGCGGAAGACGAUUCUGCGGACGUCCCACCGCCGGGGUGCUCGCGGAUCAAAAUCGAGCUCGCGCGCCCGCUGGGGCUGGUUCUGGAGGAGCGCGCGGGGGGAAUUUUCGUGGCGGAGGUUGCGCGCGGGGGGAACGCGGAGGCGACGGGGCUUGUGGACGCGGGCGACCAGCUGAUUGCGACGAGUGCGAUCGUGUUCGACGACAGCGACUCGUACGGCGGGGUUGUCGUGAAGAAGGGCAUGCGGAUCGUACGGUUCAACGUUCGCGGCGAGAAGUUUGAUACGGUCAUGGCUGCGAUCGGGACACACCCGUCGUAUCUCAAGGUCGCCAUAGAGCUGCAGAAGUGCAAGCCGCUCACCAGGGACCCCUCCACCUCGUAG